CUAUCAUUUAAACUAACGUAGAAGAAAUAUCUAUACAACUGUACUUACCAUUGAAAACUAUGACAACCGACAUUCAUUUAAGAAACAGAGAUAUAGAUGUAGCUCAAGACCAACAAGUCAUAUUCACAGAAGGAAUGACUGUCUAUGAUGGAACGGAAUACAUUUAUUCUGAUGAAACAAUCAGAAAACCCUCAAUUUCUAACAGUAAAAAAGAGUUGCUAAGGGCCAUUUUUGUGGAAUUCCUUGGUACAUUGUUUUAUGUCUUUAUUUCAACAAAUCCCACAUAUCUACUGGCUCCAGGUUUCGUAUUAACAUCACUGAUGGUAGCUUUUGGGAAAAUAAGCGGAGGUCAUUUCAAUCCAGCAAUUACUCUUGAUGUAAGCAUAAGUAGUGGUUUCUCUAAAACGACAAUUUUCUAUUCUAUUGCUCAAAUAAUUGGAGGGAUAGCGGGAGCAGGUUUAACAAAGAAAUUCUAG
This is a messenger RNA of Mytilus trossulus (common blue mussel), 476 nucleotides long. Its product is annotated as aquaporin-5-like. Gene Ontology annotation, cellular component: plasma membrane. Lineage: Eukaryota; Metazoa; Mollusca; Bivalvia; Mytilida; Mytilidae. Gene Ontology annotation, biological process: transmembrane transport; water transport. Gene Ontology annotation, molecular function: water channel activity. The record is from RefSeq and is a predicted model, not a curated record. The transcript has 3 exons. Bases 60 to 476 code for a protein of 138 amino acids.